Messenger RNA from Molossus molossus (Pallas's mastiff bat), 3490 nucleotides. It is a transcript of the gene ZNF16, whose product is annotated as zinc finger protein 16. The record is from RefSeq and is a predicted model, not a curated record. NCBI's taxonomy places the organism in Eukaryota, Metazoa, Chordata, Mammalia, Chiroptera, Molossidae. The transcript has 3 exons. Bases 308 to 2347 code for a protein of 679 amino acids.
UUGCUGGUCCCCCCUGUAAGUGGGUCAGGUGGUCUACCUUCAGAGAUUGUCAGGACUGAGGAGUGGGUCCACAGUGGGUGGAGGCUCUUUGAGGGUUGCUGUCUUCCUGUCAUGGCAGGCCUGGGCUCUUCUGUGGUGUGCCCACAGGGCACCGUCUACUCAUCUUGCCCUAGGGUCAGCAUCUCACUCCUUCAUAGCUGUGGCUCUGGCUCAUGAGUUUGUGUCCUGUGGCUGGCUGCCCCCCUCCUUGGGUCCAGGAUCAGGGAAUGUGGUGGUGGUCCCUGAGACUCAGCACCAGGCCCCAGUCAUGCCCAGCCUCAGAGCUCGCCCCGAAGAGGAAGAAAUGGAGCCCUUAGUUCCUGGACCGUCCCCUUGGACCCCUUCAGUCCAGACCUAUGUGAGCGAUGCUCCCACCAUGACCCACCCUGCAUCUGCAGUUCGUGGUCCACUCUGCUGCAAUGACACUGAGCUGGGAACCAUCCCCUCUUACCAUCGGCGGCCAGAUUGGGACACCGGGAUUGAGAGCAAGGAGUUUCUUCAGAAGGAAGACAUUUCUGAGGAUUUAGAAUCACAGGCAAAAAUAUCAGAAAACUGUACCAGUGACAUAUCCUUGGCACCUGAGUUUGGAGAACUCUGUGAGGAUGUAUUAGAAAGAGACUGGGGAGUCCCUAACAACAUGAGACAGGUGCCAUCUCUCUGUCAAGACGAGGAUUUCACACAAGUUGCAGUGCUCCUUAACAGCCCCUUAGUGGAGAGAGAGACAGACUGUGAUGAUUUUGAGAGAAGCUUUAGUCUGAGCCCAAACCCAGGGGCAUAUCAAGGAAUUUCUGUGGAAGAGAUGCCACAUCCGUACAUGUGUGGCCAAAGCUUCCAACACAGUGUGGACCUAACUAGCCAUGAGGGGCUCCACACAGCUGAAAGCACUCUCAUAUGUAAUGAGUGUGGAAAAACCUUCAGAGGAAACCCUGAUCUUAUUCAGCAUCAGAUCAUCCACACUGGUCAGAAGUCCUUCAUAGGUAAUGAAUAUGGAAAAGCAUUCAGCCAGAAUUCAGUUCUUAAAAACCAUCGGAGAUCUCAUGUGAGUGAGUCCUACCAAUGUAGCGAAUGUGGGAAAGCGUUCCGUGUGCACUCAAACCUCAUUAGGCAUCAGGUCACCCAUGGUGGAGAAAAGCCUUAUGUUUGCAAUGACUGUGGGAAAGCCUUCAGCCAGAAUUCCAGCCUUAAGAAGCACCAGAAGUCUCACAUGAGUGAGAAGCCCUAUGAAUGUAGUGACUGUGGGAAGGCUUUUAGGCGGAGCUCAAACCUUAUCCAACAUCAGAGAAUUCAUUCUGGGGAGAGGCCGUAUGUGUGCAGCAAUUGUGGGAAGGCCUUUAGGCGAAGUUCCAACCUCAUCAAACACCACAGGAUUCAUACAGGCGAGAAGCCUUUCGAAUGUAAUGAGUGUGGGAAAGCGUUCAGCCAGAGUUCACACCUGAGAAAGCACCAGAGAGUUCACACUGGGGAGAGACCUUAUGAGUGUAAUGAGUGUGGCAAACCAUUCAGCCGGGUCUCCAACCUCAUUAAGCAUCACCGGGUUCACACAGGAGAGAAGCCCUAUAAAUGCAGUGACUGUGGGAAGGCCUUCAGUCAGAGUUCAAGUCUCAUUCAACAUCGGAGGAUCCACACUGGAGAGAAGCCACAUGUGUGUAAUGUGUGUGGAAAAGCCUUUAGUUACAGCUCAGUACUCAGAAAGCACCAGAUAAUCCACACUGGAGAGAAGCCCUAUGAGUGUGGCAUCUGCGGGAAGGCCUUCAGUCACAGCUCAGCACUCAUUCAGCACCAAGGUGUACACACAGGCGACAAGCCCUACGAGUGUCGGGAAUGUGGGAAGACGUUUGGCCGCAGCUCCAACCUCAUCCUUCACCAGCGAGUUCACACUGGAGAGAAGCCCUAUGAAUGUACAGAAUGUGGAAAAACCUUCAGCCAGAGCUCAACUCUCAUUCAGCAUCAGAGAAUCCAUAAUGGAUUGAAACCCCAUGAAUGUAACCAGUGUGGUAAAGCCUUCAACCGAAGCUCAAACCUCAUCCACCACCAGAAAGUUCACACUGGAGAGAAGCCAUACACGUGCAUUGAAUGUGGUAAGGGCUUCAGCCAGAGCUCACACCUCAUUCAACAUCAGAUCAUCCACACAGGCGAGAGGCCCUAUAAGUGUACUGAGUGUGGGAAGUCCUUCAGUCAGCGCUCGGUCCUUAUCCAGCACCAGAGGAUCCACACUGGCGUGAAGCCCUACGACUGCACUGCAUGUGGGAAGGCCUUCAGCCAGCGCUCAAAGCUGCUCAAGCACCAGCUGACCCACACCAGGGAGUGAAGCCAACCCCCGACUCAGCCGGGCCUACUCCCUGCCCUCCACCUGCAACUUCUGUUCACAAAGCCUGGGACCCUCCUUUGGGGCAUUUUUCGAAGGCUCUCUCUUGCCACUGCACCCAGCUCACAUAAUCUUACUGGUUUUUUUUACAUUUUGUUAUGAGACUGCCAUGUUUGUUCGGAGGGAAAAAAUGAUAGAGGCUGCAUAUUUAUGAAGUUUAUUACUAUAAUCAAACAUAACCAAAAAAGUAAAUGACAUUUGCUUCAAAGUAACCACAGUAAUUAUUAUUUUGGCGGGGGUGGGGGCUAGUCACUAGAAAGGAGUACUUUGUUAGUGGCUGUAAUCCAUAUUCUGUUUACAUAAAAUAAGGUCAAGAGUUUUUCAGGUCUGAUUGCUGUCACCCUUCUACAGGGUGGUGUGUACUCAUUACUUGUCCAUUCCAUAUCUAGACACAAGACUCACAUGCUGCUCCCUAUCCUUUACACCAAUCUGUCGUCGGCCACGGUGCUUUCUCCUCACAGCUCCACUAUGAUUCAGGUCCCUGCUUAAGGCUGCUGCACAAUGACACAUGUGGCUGUUUCCCAGCUUCCAGUUCUGUGCCUUAUAGUCUUAGUUGUUGGCCCACAGACAACUCUCUUCUUGUCCCUCCUGUUCUCUCUACGAUCUCCCAGCCUUAGGUUUUAUUCCCAGGUCCAUUCAUCACCAGAUAUUUGUGAGGUACAUGUUAAGUGUUUCUGGAAGGGGAGGACUGACCCUCUUCAGUUUCCCAGAGCUUUGCCCACAUUCCCUGAGCAGGGGGAUCUUGGCCCAGAAGCAACACAUUUGCCAACGGGAGGUCCCUGAUCACCAACCAGCAGGUCUCAACCUGUGGGUGUGGUAGGGUGGAUGGGUGGAUAGGCCCCUCCUGCACUGUUCCAGGAGGAAAUGGACAGGUGUGGUCAGAUUUGUAAAUACGGUGGGAAGGUAAGGGUUUGGCUUCUGUGUUUCCAGUGAGGAGAAAGGUUGUAGGUCUGAAGAGAAUAAAGUGUGGGAGAGUUGGCUUGCAAAGGUCAGUCCCAUGGGCUUGGAGCAGAAUGGACUACCUGCCCUCAUUUCAGAGACCAUCAAAAGUAGCCUAUCACUUGCCCAGCCGGUGUGGCUCAGUGG